Molecule: messenger RNA, 1416 nt
Organism: Polypterus senegalus (gray bichir)
Lineage: Eukaryota; Metazoa; Chordata; Cladistia; Polypteriformes; Polypteridae
Product: E3 ubiquitin-protein ligase TRIM47-like
Exons: 5
Coding region: 163-1251 (362 amino acids)
Molecular function (GO): zinc ion binding
Source: RefSeq, a predicted model, not a curated record
CGCCAGCGCUCAGAAGCUCAUCGCGUUGUCGAUACGGCAGCAUCCCUGGGUGACAUCACUCCUGUCCUGUGGCAUCUAGUCGUCGGCUCCUCCUCAAAGUGCAAAGAUUAUCCGACACAGCAGCGAGUAACACCAAGGCGUCUAACUGGAUCUCGCCUCACAAUGGCAGUAACCCCACGUUCCCUCUUUGUGGAUCGGUACACCUGUGCGGUGUGUCUGGACGUCCUGAAGGAUCCGGUGACUAUCCCCUGUGGACACAGCUACUGCAUGAAGUGUAUUGAUCACUACUGGCGCCAGCUGGAUACGUGGCGGGUCUACAGGUGUCCUGAGUGUAGACGGUCCUUCGACAGGAGGCCAGAGCUGAACCGAAACACCACAUUGGCAGAUCUACUAGAAAGACUGAAGGGAGUGAAGGUCGACGUCAGUCCAUCUCAGAGUUACGCCGGACCUGAUGACGUGCCCUGCGAUGUCUGUCCAGGGAGAAAACGGAAAGCUUCAAAGACGUGUCUGACCUGCUUGGUCUCUUACUGCGAGACUCACCUACAGCCACACAAGGAGCUUCAGGCCUUCAAAAAACACAAAGUGGAGGCGCUGAGCGGCAACCUCAAAGAGAAGCUCUGCAGGAAACAUCACAGAAUCCUAGAAAUAUACUGUAGGACCGACAAGACCUGCGUCUGCUCCCUGUGCGCGGCGACGGAACACAAGAGUCACGACACGGUGACACCGGACAGAGAGAGAGCCCGGAGACAGAUUCGGAUGGAAAAAAGAAAGACUGAAAUGGAAAAGAGAAUUGAGGAGAAAGAGAAGAAAUUGAAGGAGAUGAAAGAGACAGUACGGGGGAUUCAGAGGUCUGCAGAGAGAGAUGUUCAGGAACACGAGAAGACCUUUGAGUCUUUGCAGCUGCUGAAACCAGAAAUCACCAACCUAAUUAGAGAUUACGAGUUGAAGGAACUGAGUAAGACUGAAGAGCUCAUCCAGGGAUUAAUGAAAGAAAUUGAGGUGCUUAAGAGGAGAGACGCCGAGAUGGCCGAGCUUUUACGGACAGAUGACCACAUCCGCUUCCUCCAGAAAUUCCCAUCUCUCUGUGUCGCUUUGGAAGACGGAGCUGCACCCACCAUCACGGUUAACACCGACUUUCUUCCUGAGACAAUGAAGAAGAACCUGCAUGAUCUGAAGAAACAUCUGGAGGAGAUGAGCAGCUGGGUGUGUGUAAAGACCUCUGAGAUAGGUGGGUUGGGUGUCCCCAAGUGAGAGACCGUGAGGUGACAGAAGCAGCGGCCCUGCUCAUUCUGCGCACUCGAGGCUCCCAAGGUGUUGAGCCUCCAGUUUGUGAAAUCUGAGGAGUAGAAAUGGAUUUUUAAAAUGUGUUAUGUUGUGUUAUGUGUUAAGCUUGAUCAAAUAAAAUGUCAAGGCAUA